CAGAUAUUCGUACUAUAUGUUCGAAAUACAAAUUAUAACCUGACAAAAACAUGCAAGUUGUUCGAAGACCAGUUUGAAAAAACAAACAAAGAAAAAUGUUUUAUUGCAGAGACAAAUAGUCAUAUAGGUAAUGUCAGAAGGAUUGUACAUUGAAAUCUAGCACAGCAAAUAAAAAGCAUUAUUGUUCACACACAUGCACACAGAAACACACACACGUGUACAUUCACACGUACGCGUUCACACGUGCACAUAUCCCCAUAGGACUCUCCACCUUUUAUAUAAGAAGCUUCAAACAUAGGUGCAUGUAUGUAAGUGUGUGAAGCUAAAGGAUCGUACUUAAAUAUUAAUGGCGACUUCAGGGUUUAAGCAUUUGGUGGUUGUGAAGUUUAAGGAAGAUACAAAGGUUGAUGAGAUCUUGAAGGGCUUGGAAAAUCUUGUUUCUCAAAUUGAUUCUGUCAAAUCCUUUGAAUGGGGAGAAGAUAAAGAGAGUCACGAGAUGCUUAGACAAGGAUUCACUCACGCAUUUUCGAUGACCUUCGAGAACAAAGAUGCUUACGUUUCUUUCACCAGCCAUCCUCUUCACGUUGAGUUCUCAACCGCCUUCACCGCCGCUAUCGAGAAGAUCGUGCUCCUGGAUUUCACCGUCGCCGCCGUCAAAUCUCCCGUUGAAGCAUCACCAUGAUUAUAUCAAACUUGUUUCUUGAUUAAAUCUCUUUCUAUAUAUAACCGAGAACCGAGGUUUAAGUUGUUUCGGUUAUGUAACUCGGUUGGUUAAGUAUGUGUUUGGUUUGAUUCGUAUUAUUUCCGGUUUUUGCUAAUAAGAACCUGGUUUGGUUGGGAACUUGGAUAUUUGUGAUCUUUUGCUUAAGUGCGUAUUUUGCUUUCAGUGAAAAAGUUGUGUUGAGUGGAGUUUUCAUGUAAGUAAG
Molecule: messenger RNA, 926 nt
Organism: Thlaspi arvense
Lineage: Eukaryota; Viridiplantae; Streptophyta; Magnoliopsida; Brassicales; Brassicaceae
Source: the annotation of a GenBank genome assembly